AUAAUUUGAAUUGACAAAAGUAAAAAAAUUACCGUAAUUUUAAUUAUCAUAAACCAAAUAAGCAAAAACAAAGUAUACAUUAUGUAUGUUAUUACUUAUACGACAUCUAUUUAUUCUUUCUUAUAUACCCUAAAUUAAAAAAUUUGGUGACAUUGACAGCGUAUACGGCAAAGGAAAGUAUUGUGUGAUAUUUGUUGAUAUUUUUAUUAUUUUAUCAAAAUGGAACUUAAAUUAUUGGAGAGAAUAGAAAAACUUGGGUAUAAUGGUCAACUGAUAGAACCUAAUAAAUUUAAAGAAGCCUUAAAACAAGGUCCAAAAUCACCAGAAUUUACAAAACUUGUAGCAUGGUUAGCAGAUGAGAUUGCAUUACUAAAUGAUAUGGAUGAAACUAUUCAUGCAAUAGUGUCACCAGAUGAUUCUAGUUCUUUCUUAUUAGAAUUAAGCUGUUUUCUUAAGGAAUUAGGAUGUAUGAAUGAGAGAUUAAUGACUGGUAAUGUUAACACAAGAUUAACAACUGAACAAGAUAGAUAUAUCUUAUUAGAUUUUUUGGGAGCAGAAUUAAAAACUUGUAGAUUAUUAGAAUUUAAAAAACAUAAAAAUUUAAAUUCCACUGCUGUUGUUGUUGAAGAGAGUGAUACAGCUAAAGAUCUUAAAGAUAUGUUAAUAGCUUUAAAUUUUGAAAAACCACCAAAUGAUAUUACUUCAGAAAAGCUUUUUACAAGACUGGAGAAUAAAUUGACUGAAGUAUUAAAAAUAGCUCCUUCUGAACUUGUAGGACAACCAUUAAUUACUCAUGAAUUCUCAGAAGCAGAUUGGAAAGAUCUUCAACAUAUACAACAAGAAUUACAUGAUGAAUACAGAGUGCGCCGUGAUAUGUUGCUCAAAAGACUUGAUGUAACGGUACAAUCUUUCCUAUGGUCAGAUAGAGUUAAAGCUCAAGAGGCUGAAUUAAAUAGACGUUAUGAAGAAACUAGAAAAUUUUUAAAUGCAGAACCAGACAUUACAAUUGCUGAUUUAUUAGCAGCAAGAGAUGAUAUUGCAUUAAUGGAAAAAACAAGCAAUGCAAGUGUUAGAAAAAAUACUCAAAGUGAAAUUAAUAAAGUUAUUAUAGGAGAAGUACCAGACAGAGGUGGAAGACCAUAUGAACAAGAACCACCACCACCUGAAAUGCCACCUUGGCAAAAAGAUAGGGUACCAGGACCUUCAACUAGUGGAGGUCGAGGAAGUGGAGGCAAUAGAGGCAGUGGUCGUGGAAGAGGCAAUUUUCAAAAUUCUAAUGCGACUUAUAUCAAUGAUAAUAGAAAUUCAUAUAGUGGUCAUGGAGAUAGUGGACAUCAAAGUUCAAAUUUUACUCUUAAUAGUGGUGGAUAUGGUGGACAAGGAGGAAAACAAGGAGGUGGUUAUGGAGGAGGGUAUGGAGGGCAAGGAGGAGGAUAUGGAGGAGGAUAUGGAGGAGGACAAGGAGGAUAUGGAGGAGGACAAGGAGGAGGAUAUGGAGGAGGACAAGGAGGAGGAUAUGGAGGAGGUCAAGGAGGAUAUGGAGGAGGUCAAGGAGGAUAUGGAGGAGGUCAAGGAGGAUAUGGAGGAGGUCAAGGAGGAUAUGGAGGAGGUCAAGGAGGAUAUGGAGGAGGUCAAGGAGGAUAUGGAGGAGGUCAAGGAGGAUAUGGAGGAGGUCAAGGAGGAUAUGGAGGAGGUCAAGGAGGAUAUGGAGGAGGUCAAGGAGGAUAUGGAGGAGGUCAAGGAGGAUAUGGAGGAGGAUAUGGAGGAGGACAAGGAGGAGGAUAUGGAGGAGGACAAGGAGGAGGAUAUGGAACAGGACAAGGAGGAGGAUAUGGAGGAGGUCAAGGAGGAUAUGGAAGUGGAUUUGGAACUGGUGGAAAUAGUUAUAGUGGAGAUAAUAGAGAUGGAGGAUAUGGUCAUCGAUAUUGUAAUUCAGGUAAUAUAGGACUUACAUCUCAAUCCGAGUAUAAAAGUGGACAACAAUAUCAAAGAGGAGGUUCCAGUGGUCGAGGAAGAGGAGGUAGAGUUCAGGGAGGAUGGAAUCAAGGAAUAGAUAAUUAUCAACGUGGCGGAUAUAAUCGUGGUGGAAGUCAAGGAGGACGACAAUAUUAAAAUAUUUUGUGUAAUGUAUUUAUUAUGAACGUAAUAUUAAUAGUAAAAGAUAUUUGCAUCACAGAGCAUAAUAAUUAAUAUCAAUGAAUUUCUAUAUAACAAAUGCUUAAAAUUUAUAUAUCUAACAUUGUUUUUAAACAUUAUAUAAGUUAUAAAAUGCAAAUAUUAAUUCUAAACUAAAAAUGAAUAAGAAACAUUGAUAUUAUUCAUAGAAACAUAAAUAAUUUACUCUUAUAUGAAUUAAAGUAAUCAUUGUAUCCUAUUUUAUAAGACUUUCUUGUGUUCUGAAUAUUAAUUUUGGCUAUGUAUUCGUUUGAAUUUUGUAAAUAUGCAUUCUUUUGUAUAAUGAAGAAAUAAUGAAUAUGUUGAAAUUAAUCUAUAUAAUGUAAUAUGUAAGAAAACAAAAUUUAUUGUUUAAAUUAUUUAAUUGUAUAAUAUUUACCAAAUAUAUACGUAUAUAUUAUAA
Apis dorsata (giant honeybee) is the source of this 2578-nucleotide messenger RNA. RefSeq names its product protein FAM98B. The transcript has 7 exons. Lineage: Eukaryota; Metazoa; Arthropoda; Insecta; Hymenoptera; Apidae. The record is from RefSeq and is a predicted model, not a curated record. Bases 220 to 2112 code for a protein of 630 amino acids. Gene Ontology annotation, cellular component: tRNA-splicing ligase complex.